GGUGGUUAUAUUAAUAAAAUGAUCGCUUGCAAUUGUUGUCAAUAAACAAAAUGGUGGGUAACAAACACUAGGCUAGCCAUUGGAACUAGAUGCUGCUUAGUGCAUGAAAGUUAUCUACAGUAGCAAAAGACGGAACAUGUUUCAAUAAUUUCCCUGUUCACGGUGACAUGUUCCUAAAUUGAACUGAAUUUGGUUGGAAGUAAGGUUAUCAUUGAAUUUUAUAUGAAUUUGCAUAUUUUUGUGUCUCAUGCCUGUCUGAAAGAUUUGGAUCAAAUCAUUGGAUCCUUUGUAUAUUGAUAAAAUAGUUGAUCGUGUUGGUUGUUGACCACAGUGUACUCUUAGAGCAGUUUAACCUGUGACUCUAGGGAGUGAGCUUUGACCGUUGGAAUUUCAGUUGCCAAUAAUUGAAAGAUUAAAAUGAAUUCCCUAAAGACGAAAAAAGAAAAGGGGAAUUUUCUAAUUACAAAAUCAUAAAAGAAUUGAUAUCCUUGGUACAUUAUAUUUGACAUGAGGUUAUAAUAAGAAAAAUCUUUUAAAGAAACACAAUAAGAAAAAUAUUUUAAAGAAAUUGGCAACGCAUAGGACCAAGAGGGUCCCUGUUUCAAGGUAAUGUGUGCUUCGUUUUUGCUGAAUGUUGCAUGCGUUGGACCACACACCUUAGUUCCUCCACUAUAAGAAGAACUUUUCCACCUUCCACUUCUCAACAAACUAAAUUUUAAAAAUCUUGGUACACUUGUAUACUCUUAGCCUCUCAGAUAUAUUCUUUCAUUCAAGGCACAAUCUUGAACUUCUUUAAUUUUCAUCUACAAACGUAGAAUUUGUUUCUAGCUCAUUCAUAUUUGAGUACAAUUAAUUUGCAAUAGCAUAGAUGAAGGGCAAAAAUGUGGCUAAUAAGAUGGAUGAGUCGAAGAAGAGGAUAUCAAGUAGAAAACUUGGAAGGUUUCUCAAGGAGCAGAGAGGAAGGCUUUACAUUAUGAGAAGAUGUGUAGUCAUGCUACUUUGCUGGCACGAUUAAUGGCACCAAGUCAUAUUUCAUACAUAUAUGAGAUUGGAAGACAAAAGGGAUGGGACACUAGUAGUGUUCCCUUUUGUCAUCCUCUCCUUUCAAUUGUAAAGAGAAAAGAGGAACAUUAAGCUAGAAUAAUUAGCUAAAAAUUACAACAGUAGCAAUUUAGUUGGUAAAUUAAUCUAGUCUCUGCGAUUCGUAUAUGAUUUUAAUUAUUGUGUAACAAUGCUAGAGCUAUCGAUACUGGCUUCUUACCUUAAAUUUGUAAUGCAUUAGCCUCAUCAGCUAGCUGUAUCAUCUAUUUAAUUAUGCUGUAUUUCUGUCUCCUCUCUUCUUCUUUGGUAGAACGUUCCCUUAUCUUUUACUACUAUUUUACUUUUCUUUGGAGUGAGGAAGAGUUUUCUGAGACUUGCUAGCUGUUGUAAUUGGGGCUUUAAGGAUAGACUAGUGUUAGUUGAAAUUCAUAAGAUCA
Molecule: messenger RNA, 1478 nt
Organism: Lycium ferocissimum
Lineage: Eukaryota; Viridiplantae; Streptophyta; Magnoliopsida; Solanales; Solanaceae
Product: small polypeptide DEVIL 4-like
Exons: 1
Coding region: 869-1015 (48 amino acids)
Biological process (GO): negative regulation of cell population proliferation
Source: RefSeq, a predicted model, not a curated record